ACUUCAGACGGGUCCUUACUGUAGAGCACACGUUGUUGAUCAAUGACCCUUCAUCACGAUGAUGAGGAUUGUGUGAGUUGAGCUGCUGAUGUCAGUGCGCGCUCAUGGCGUGUUUCUUCAGGAGGAGCGUCGCGCUGCAGCUCGCGAAGGUUUGUGAGCUGCCUGAAGAUGUGUUUAUACCGCUCAUCUCCGCAGUGCCAGUGUCAAAGAAACAGUCUGCGGCUGAUUUGCGCGUGUCGGUGAACAGUCUGGUGCAGAAUGGAGCCGUGGCUGCUGAUGGAGACCUGCAGACCAAAACACAAGCUCUGGCCGAUCAGAUGAGACGGGAUGCUGUCGUGGAGGAGGUCGUCGCUGGUCGAGGAGUGAUUCACUUCAGAUUAAACAAACUCGUCCUGGCACAGAAAGUCUUAGAGCAGCUGCGUUCAGAUCCGGACGGGUUCGGCGUGAAGAGUGAACUUCUGCGCCAUCUGCGGGGAGGACGGACGCUGGUGGAGUUCAGUUCUCCAAACAUCGCUAAGAAAUUUCAUGCCGGACACCUGCGCUCCACUAUAAUUGGAAACUUCAUUGCCAACCUAAAGAAGGCCUUGGGGAAAGAGGUUAUUCGAGUCAAUUAUUUGGGUGAUUGGGGAAUGCAGUUUGGUCUGUUGGGCGCAGGCUUUGAGCGCUUCGGCUCCCAAGAGAAGCUGAGGAGGCGGCCGCUGGAGCAUCUGUUUGAGGUGUAUGUUCAGGUGAACCGCGAGGCAGAGAGGGAUGAGAGCGUGCGUUCGGCCGCUGCGGAGUUCUUCAGACGUCUGGAGCGGCGCGAGAAUCAGGCCCUGGCGCUCUGGAGACAGUUUCGGGAGAUCACGGUGGACGAAUAUAAAUGCAUCUAUGAGCGUUUAGGAGUUCACUUUGACCAUUACUCUGGAGAGGCGUUUCAUCACCACCAAACCCAGAAUGUGCUGGACAAGCUGAAGACCAGAGGACUCCUAAAGACCACUGAGAAGGGCACGGGUGUGGUGGAUCUGUCCGGGACGGGCGAUAUGUCGUCUUACGCCACACUGGUGCGCAGUGACGGGACGUCUCUCUACAUCACCAGAGACGUUGCAGCAGCACUGUACAGGAAGCAUAGGUUCGGCUUUGAUGAGAUGAUCUAUGUGACAGAUAAGAGUCAGACCAUCCACUUCCAGCAGCUCUUUCAAAUCCUGCAAGCCAUGGGACACCAGUGGGCAGACAGGUGUGUUCAUGUGGCGUUCGGGCUGGUGCAGGGCAUGAGCACGCGGCGAGGGGAGGUGGUGUUCCUGGAGGAUGUGCUGGAGGAGGCGUGCAGCAGGAUGCUCAACAACAUGAGACACUCCAGCACUUCAAAAGAGCUGGAGGAUCCAGAGCAGACGGCAGAGACGGUUGGGAUCAGUGCUUUAAUCAUACAGGACUUUAAAGGGCCGCUGAUGUCUGACUAUAAGUUUGAUUGGGACAAAGUCCUGCAGGCUCAAGGGGACACGGGUGUGUUUCUACAGUACACACACGCCCGACUCUGCAGUUUGUUGAGACGACACGCGAGUGAGACGCAGUCCUGCUGUGACGUCUCUCCUCUGGUGGACGGCAGAAGUGUCUCGCUUCUCCAGCACCUGCUCAGAUAUGAUGAAGUGCUUCUUCAGUCGGCGAAUGAGCUGCAGCCCCGACACCUGGUCAACUACCUCAUGACUCUCAGUCACCUUGCGGCCUCAGCUCAUCGAGAGCUGCCCGUGAAGGGAAGUUCAGCGGCCGUGGCUCAGGCCCGACUGAGUCUGUUCAGCGCCGUCCGUUCGGUUCUGGCCAACGGCAUGAGGAUUCUGGGUAUCACACCGGUGGAGAAAAUGUAAAUUUCUGUUUGUUAAUCUUUAAAUAAAACUCUUUUUCAUU
Labeo rohita (rohu) is the source of this 1881-nucleotide messenger RNA. It is a transcript of the gene rars2, whose product is annotated as arginyl-tRNA synthetase 2, mitochondrial. The transcript has 20 exons. The coding region runs from base 105 to 1841 and encodes 578 amino acids. The record is from RefSeq and is a predicted model, not a curated record. Gene Ontology annotation, cellular component: mitochondrion; cytoplasm. Lineage: Eukaryota; Metazoa; Chordata; Actinopteri; Cypriniformes; Cyprinidae. Gene Ontology annotation, molecular function: ATP binding; arginine-tRNA ligase activity. Gene Ontology annotation, biological process: arginyl-tRNA aminoacylation; mitochondrial translation.